CAAAUCUUGGAAAGAUUGGGUGACAAUUGAGAAAUGAGGAGAGUGAAGGGUUAAACCUAAAGUCUCAUGUAAUGGAGUUUCAGUUUAUUUCCAAGGCCUUUCGGUUGUAGAGGAAAUAAUGAUUGUUGGAAGAUAGAGCCUUGUUAACUUGUAAUCUUGAAAAGAAUAUAAGACCAAAUGGUGGUUUUGAUAUUUUUUUCAGCAAAAAAGAAAAGAAGUAAAAUACAAAUUUUAAAAAAGUAAGCAAAUCAUUUGGAAAAUCUGCAGUCGAGCUGGCUCGAUGCUGCUCAGCCCAAUGCACCAUCAUCACUCAGUGACUGGGUUGGACUUUCGCUGGACUCUCUCUUCUCUCUCGCAGCAAUGAAACCUCUCUCAACUGCUACAUCUUUUGGAUCUGCUUUCCCGUCUGCGUAAAGGCAAAGACUCAUCUCCAAUCAUGUCUUUGUCUUCGUAGCUGAAAUUGCAUAGAUCUGGGUGUUUCAAUUCGAGCUGAAUGGAGAACAGCAAUCUUAGCCUUCGCUUUCGCAAGAUUUCUCGACAGCCUGUUGCGCUUCCGAAGCUUGAUCCCUUGCUUGAUGAAAAUCUGGAACAGUGGCCGCAUUUGAGCCAACUGGUCCAGUGCUAUGGAACUGAAUGGGUCAAGGAUGUGAAUAAAUAUGGACACUACGAAAGUAUUCCACCUGCUAUCUUCCAGAAUCAAAUAUUCGAAGGUCCCGACACUGAUACUGAGACAGAAAUCCGUCUAUCCAGUGCCAGGAGUGCAACAUUUGAUGAAAAUGUGACCAGCACAUCGGGGAGGCAUUUUGCUGAUCCUGGCUCUGCCAAGCAUUUUGGACAACCUCCCCUCCCUGCUUAUGAACCAGCUUUUGACUGGGAAAAUGAGAGAUCUAUGAUAUGUGGCCAGAGAACUCCAGAAACUCUUUCAGCUCACUAUUCCAGUGGAUUGAAGAUAUCUGUUAGAGUUUUGUCUCUAUCUUUCCAGGCUGGCUUAGUUGAACCAUUUUAUGGCUCACUUUCAUUGUACAAUCAAGAGAGAAAAGAGAAGCUGUCAGAAGACUUUUAUUUUCACAAGUUACCGACAGAAAUGCAGGAUGCGAACACCUCGUCUGACACUCGUGGAGUCUUCUAUCUAGAUGCCCCAUCAGCAUCAAUUCAUCUGCUGAUCCAGUUGGAAAAAACAGCAACAGAGGAGGGAGGAGUUACCACUUCUGUCUAUUCCCGGAAAGAGCCUGUGCACUUAAGUGAGAGAGAAAAGCAGAAGUUGCAAGUCUGGUCCCGCAUUAUGCCUUACCGGGAGUCGUUUGCCUGGGCAAUUGUUCCACUGUUUGAUAAUAGCAUCACGGCAAACUCAGGUGGGUCAGCUUCACCUAGUAGUCCUCUAGCUCCCAGUAUGUCUGGGUCGAGUUCCCACGAGGGUGUCAUUGAACCCAUUGCAAAGAUCACAUCGGAUGGAAAGCAAGGUUAUUCAGGUGGAAGCUCUGUCAUAGUAGAAAUAUCCAACUUAAACAAAGUUGACGAGAGCUAUUCUGAGGACACUAUUCAGGACCCUAAACGCAAGGUUCAUAAACAUGUUAAGGGGGUUAUAAGACUCGAAAUUGAGAAACACCAGAGUGGACAUGGUGACUUUGAGAAUUUGUCUGAAAAUGGCAGUUUGACAAAUGACUAUUUCGAUCCGACAGACCAUCUUGCUGACCUGACACCUAUGAAGUGUCCAAGUACUGGUUUUGGUGGACCUCGAAGUAGUUGCUCCAAGCUGAAUUUUGAGGAUACAAAGGAAAUACGAAGAGACACUACAAGUGCAAGUGGAAGUCUCGACUUAAAUUGUUAUUAUGCUUUUGAUUUCUGCGCUACAACAAGAAAUGAGCCUUUUCUGCAUCUUUUUCAUUGCCUUUAUGUGUAUCCCUUAUCUGUUGCUUUGAGUCGGAAGAGGAAUAUUUUCAUUCGUGUGGAACUAAGAAAGGAUGAUGCAGAUGUCCGUAGUCAACCGUUUGAGGCAAUUUAUCCAAGAGAGCCUGGUGUGGCACUCCAGAAAUGGGCUCACACACAAGUUGCUGUUGGAGCUAAGGUUGCUAGUUACCAUGAUGAAAUCAAAAUUUCCCUUCCUACCACAUGGACGCCAUCUCAUCAUCUAUUAUUCACUUUCUUCCAUAUUGAUCUCCAGACAAAGCUUGAAGCUCCAAGACCAGUGGUGGUUGGAUAUGCAUCACUUCCACUAUUGACAUAUAUCCACUCACGCUCUGAAAUUUAUCUUCCGGUCGUGAGGGAACUGGUUCCACACUACCUUCAGGAUAACACCAAAGAGAGGCUGGAUUUCUUGGAAGAUGGCAAGAAUAUUUUCAAGUUGCGACUGAGACUUUGUUCAUCGUUGUAUCCCACUAAUGAGCGUGUUAGGGAUUUCUUUCUAGAGUAUGAUAGGCAUACCCUCCGGACAAGCCCACCUUGGGGUUCAGAACUGCUGCAGGCAAUAAACAGUUUGAAGCAUGUCGACUCCACUGCUUUGCUUCAGUUUCUUCACCCAAUUCUUAACAUGCUCCUUCAUCUUAUUGGCAAUGGUGGAGAGACUCUUCAGGUGGCAGCAUUCAGAGCCAUGGUGGAUAUUUUAACUCGGGUGCAGCAGGUGUCAUUUGAUGAUGCUGACCGAAAUCGUUUUCUGGUUACCUAUGUUGAUUUUUCUUUUGAUGACUUUGGAGGCCGUCAGCCACCGGUUUAUCCUGGUUUGUCAACUGUUUGGGGAAGUCUAGCUAGAAGCAAGGCUAAAGGUUACCGUGUUGGACCUGUAUAUGACGACGUUUUAUCAAUGGCUUGGUUUUUCCUUGAGCUAGUUGUUAAAUCAAUGGCAUUGGAGCAGGCACGUCAUUUUGAUCAUAGUCUACCUUCAGGCGAGGAUGUUCCACCCAUGCAGCUCAAAGAAAGUGUCUUUCGUUGUAUCAUGCAACUAUACGACUGCCUUUUAACUGAAGUACAUGACCGUUGCAAGAAGGGAUUAAGCUUGGCAAAACGUCUGAAUAGCAGUUUGGCCUUCUUUUGUUAUGAUCUUCUAUAUGUCAUUGACCCACGCCAAGUUUAUGAACUGGUAUCACUAUACAUGGACAAGUUUUCUGGCAUUUGCCAAUCUGUGCUGCAUGAAUGCAAGCUUACAUUUUUGCAAAUUAUCUCGGAUCAUGAUCUUUUUGUGGAAAUGCCUGGAAGAGAUUCUUCAGACAGGAACUAUCUCUCAUCCGUCUUAAUACAGGACCUAUUUCUGACCUUGGAUCAUGAUGAUCUGCCUCUACGGGCGAAGGCUGCAAGAAUUUUGGUGAUCCUCUUAUGCAAGCAUGAGUUUGAUGCUCGGUACCAGAAAACUGAAGAUAAGCUAUAUAUUGCGCAACUAUAUUUUCCAUUUGUUGGACAGAUUUUAGAUGAGAUGCCUGUUUUCUACAACCUAAAUGCUACCGAAAAGCGUGAGGUUUUAAUCGCUGUUCUGCAAAUUGUUCGUAAUCUGGAUGACACAUCUCUUAUCAAAGCAUGGCAGCAGAGCAUCGCUCGGACUAGAUUAUUUUUCAAACUCAUGGAAGAAUGCCUCAUACUUUUUGAGCAUAGGAAAGCUACAGACAACAUGCUUGUGGGCAAUAAUCCUCGUGGUCCUGUCAGUGAAGGACCUGGGUCCCCAAAGUACUCGGAGAGACUUUCUCCUGCAAUCAGCAAUUAUAUGUCAGAGGCUGCCCGGCAAGAAGUGAAGCUUGAGGGAACACCUGACAAUGGGUAUCUGUGGCAGAGAGUUAAUUCUCAGAUGGCCUCUCCUAGCCAGCCUUACUCUCUUAGAGAAGCUUUGGCUCAGGCGCAAUCAUCACGGAUUGGAGCUUCAGCUCAGGCUCUGAGAGAAUCUCUGCAUCCUAUUUUAAGGCAAAAGCUGGAACUUUGGGAAGAGAAUUUGAGCGCCGCUGUUAGCCUUCAGGUUUUGGAAAUUACUGAGAAGUUCUCGUCAUUGGCAGCCUCUCAUAAUGUUGCUACUGACUAUGGGAAGUUGGAUUGCAUUACAACAAUAGUCAUUAGUUUCUUCUCCCACAACCAGUCAUUAGCUUUUUGGAAAGCCUUCUUUCCCGUGUUCAACAGGAUCUUUGAUCUUCAUGGGGCCAUACUGAUGGCAAGGGAGAAUGAUCGCUUCUUAAAACAAAUUGCCUUCCAUCUUCUCCGCCUUGCUGUUUAUCGAAAUGACAACAUCAGAAAAAGGGCUGUCACUGGUCUUCAAAUACUUUUAAAGAGCUCGCUCUAUUUUAUGCAGAUUGCUAGACUGAGGGUGAUGUUGACCAUUACACUAUCAGAACUCAUGUCGGAUGUUCCAGUGACCCAUGCGAAGACAGAUAAUACAUUAGAAGAGAGUGGCGAGGCACGGCGGCUUCGACAGUCAUUAGAAGAAAUGGCUGAUGAAGUUAAGAGUGCUGAUUUGUUGAGGGAGUGUGGCCUUCCUGAUCAUACUCUCUUGACAGUUCCACACAAAUUUACAGAUAACCGCUGGUCAUGGGCUGAAGCGAAACAUCUUUCCGACAGUCUUAUUUUGCCGCUUGAUGCUAGCCUUGAGUAUGCACUUCUGGCAUCUGUGAUGGCAUCAGACAGAUAUACUGCGGCAGAAAGCUUCCAUAAACUUGCAAUGGCUUUUGCUCCUGUUCCAGAUCUUCACAUAAUGUGGUUGUUGCAUCUCUGUGAAUCACACCAGGAAAUGCAGUCCUGGGCUGAAGCUGCGCAGUGUGCUGUGGCUGUUGCUGGUGUUAUAAUGCAGGCCUUGGUGGCUAGGAAUGAUGGUGUAUGGAGCCAGGAUCACAUGGCUGCUUUGCGCAAAAUUUGCCCUGUGGUAAGUGCGGAGUUUACUACAGAGGCAUCUGCAGCUGAGGUAGAGGGUUAUGGCGCUUCAAAGCUGACAGUUGACUCCGCUGUCAAGUACCUACAGCUUGCUAAUAAGCUUUUCUCUCAAGCUGAGCUCUACCACUUCUGUGCUAGCAUUUUAGAACUUGUUAUUCCAGUUUAUAAGAGCAGGAAAGCUUAUGGGCAAUUGGCCAAGUGUCAUACAUUACUUACUAAUAUAUAUGAGUCCAUCCUGGAGCAAGAAUCAAGCCCGAUCCCGUUUAUUGACGCCACUUAUUAUCGGGUGGGAUUCUAUGGUCAAAAGUUUGGGAAACUGGACAAGAAAGAAUACAUAUAUCGUGAACCACGCGAUGUACGGCUAGGUGAUAUCAUGGAAAAACUGAGCCAUAUAUAUGAAUCUAGGAUGGACAGCAACCAUAUUUUGCACAUUAUUCCAGAUUCCAGACAAGUGAAGGCAGAAGAACUGCAGCCAGGAGUGUGCUACCUGCAAAUAACAGCUGUUGAUCCAGUCAUGGAAGAUGAGGAUCUUGGCAGCAGGAGGGAGAGGAUUUUUUCUCUCUCCACUGGAAGUGUCCGAGCUCGUGUCUUUGAUCGGUUCUUGUUUGAUACCCCGUUUACGAAGAAUGGCAAGACACAAGGUGGAUUAGAAGAUCAAUGGAAAAGGCGAACAGUACUCCAGACAGAAGGUUCAUUCCCUGCCCUGGUAAAUAGGCUAUUGGUUAUCAAGUCUGAAUCUCUCGAGUUCUCACCGGUGGAGAAUGCAAUUGGAAUGAUAGAAACCCGAACAGCUGCUCUAAGGAAUGAACUUGAAGAGCCUCGUAGCUCUGAGGGGGAUCAACUCCCACGCCUUCAGAGUCUGCAGAGGAUUCUGCAAGGAAGUGUUGCAGUCCAGGUUAACAGCGGGGUCUUGAGUGUAUGUACGGCUUUCCUAUCAGGUGAGCCUGCAACUAGACUGCGAUCACAGGAACUGCAGCAGCUAAUUGCAGCACUGCUUGAAUUCAUGGCUGUGUGCAAGAGAGCCAUCAGGGUUCACUUCAGAUUAAUAGGUGAAGAAGACCAAGAAUUCCACACCCAACUUGUUAAUGGAUUCCAGUCUCUUACCGCGGAACUGUCACAUUUCAUUCCGGCUAUUUUGUCUGAACUUUAGAGUUUCCAAUGUUUCUCCUGUUCUUUUAAGUCUCAUUUUGCCUUUGAUUUUGUGUUGUAGAAUCUAGUUUCCUCCACCCGCCUGUAUCCAAGUCAUAUCUUGUUGUAUUUAUCUGUAUUGAUCUUCCCCGUUUAUAUUUUGUGCCGUAUGAACCAGUAGAAUGUAAACCACAGUUUUGGAGGGCAUUUUAUGGACUAGGAAUAUUUCAAGGCAAUGGCUCGGCUAUGGGGAAAGAUUGAACGUC
Messenger RNA from Tarenaya hassleriana, 6230 nucleotides. Its product is annotated as guanine nucleotide exchange factor SPIKE 1. The record is from RefSeq and is a predicted model, not a curated record. NCBI's taxonomy places the organism in Eukaryota, Viridiplantae, Streptophyta, Magnoliopsida, Brassicales, Cleomaceae. Bases 494 to 5986 code for a protein of 1830 amino acids. Gene Ontology annotation, biological process: small GTPase-mediated signal transduction; positive regulation of GTPase activity. The transcript is spliced from 31 exons. Gene Ontology annotation, molecular function: guanyl-nucleotide exchange factor activity.